Messenger RNA from Scomber japonicus (chub mackerel), 674 nucleotides. Its product is annotated as C-C motif chemokine 19-like. Bases 118 to 450 code for a protein of 110 amino acids. The record is from RefSeq and is a predicted model, not a curated record. Gene Ontology annotation, molecular function: chemokine activity; CCR chemokine receptor binding. Gene Ontology annotation, cellular component: extracellular region. The transcript has 4 exons. Lineage: Eukaryota; Metazoa; Chordata; Actinopteri; Scombriformes; Scombridae. Gene Ontology annotation, biological process: cellular response to type II interferon; positive regulation of ERK1 and ERK2 cascade; G protein-coupled receptor signaling pathway.
AGGCAGUCAUCUCAUUUCCUUCGCUACUGCUAGUGCUAAAAGGAAGAACAGGCUAUUCACCAGCUAAUCAGCCUCCAGUCAGACGAAAGGACGACCUCUCCAGCUCAGUGAACAGACAUGGCUCGGUGCGGUGAUGGAAAGCUCCUCUUCUGCAUCCUCUUCCUCACCUGCUGCAUAGCGACUUUGGCGGAGAGACUCGUGGACUGCUGCAACGAUGUACACAGGGCUACAAUUGAAAGACGUUCACUUGCAGACUACCGUCGACAGUUCAGGGGACAAGGCUGCGAUAUUGAUGCAGUGAUUUUUGUGACCAGACGUGGGAAGGAACUCUGUGUAGCCACAGACUCGCCGGGGCUCAGUGAUGUGAUGAGACAUGUGGAUUACUUGAAGAAAUUCUGCAAGGAGAAAAACUAUCGGCACAGACGCUGCUUUGGAGUGAAGCGUGUGUAAACUGAGAGUGACCUCUGACCUCACCGCAUUGCUGCAGCGAGUCAAGGAAAAGGUGUUAUCCAACCAAUUACCAAACAAAUAAUACUAAUCUCUUUUUGUACACAAAAGCUAUUUUGAUAUUUCUCCUGUCUGUCCUGUAUUUCAUUAUAUAGAUAAGGUGUGGUACAUUUGGUACAUUCUGUUCAUUCAGUACAUUUACUUCAUUUGUGAUAACUAUAAAGCAU